Messenger RNA from Amoebophrya sp. A120, 12695 nucleotides. Lineage: Eukaryota; Dinophyceae; Syndiniales; Amoebophryaceae. The record is from the annotation of a GenBank genome assembly.
AAUCACACCACCGACUUCUCGUGGUCGUCAUUUACGUUGUUUCAAUGCUCCUAGAAGUCGAAGAGCUCACAGUGCCAGGCGGAGCUGCAGCAGAGUGGUGCAUUUAGGAAAGCAGACGUGGCGAACAGCUGCUGCUAAGCAGCAGCAGCAGCAGCAGUACUACAGCUUCAUCCAGUUUUUUAUUUACAAGCUUCUACUAGUACAUCAACUACGCGCGAACAACAAGAUGCUGCAGCCAGAAUGCCAAAUCUAUGGCGUUCUCAAACGUUACAUUCUCAACUGCUACCUGACUUGUCAUGCAAAAUGACCAUGAGCCACCAGACGAUCCAGCUGCUUCGCAUGACAAGUUCUCGAAUGGCUGUAAUAACAGCGUCUAAAUCUGUACCAAAUCUGUCAUGCAAGACGCGCAAGCUCCGUCCUUUCACUUUGUUUGCCAUUCUUGCAUAACAAAUUCGUGUAACAGUUGAGGAUGUAACAGUUGAGAACGCCAUAAAAUCUGUUUGGACAUCAUGGAUCCGGACGACCAGGUGUCCCAGCUGAUCCCCUGCUAUCAUAUGUAAAAACGUCCCCAUCCCAUAGGCAUAGUCAAGUUGGGAAAUCUGCAAGACAAAUCGACAAGCUUUGGCUGUUACGCAUGACAAGUUUGGGCUGGCAGAAGUGUAGUCGUGUUUAGCUAGUGCAACAGCGUUACAAAUCUAGCGCCUUAUGCUGGUUUGAGCAUCACAAAUUCUAAAAACUCGACUAGCGAAAAAUGCUUCUCAUGGGGCUCCGCAUGGGAAACAUUUUCAGCAUGCAGAUUUGCAUGACAACUCUGGGGUGCUGGGGACGUUUUUGCAUAGGAUACCUGCGGCCACGUCUUCCACACGGCCUGCAUAAAGGACUAUGAAUCCACCGUGGUCACAACGCGGGAAGUGCGGAUCCGUAUCGAAUGCAAAUAUGUCUGGGUCUGAGAGCUCGCGAGACUUGCCAUGCUGGUCUGGCAUGGCCCUCAAAUCUGUAUUGCGUGGCCAGAAAACAGCCUCUGCCUCUCUCACCUGUCAUACAAAAACGCAGUUUCUGAUGCGGAGUAAGUACGCAGAACAGAAGCUCAAACAAACUUGUCAUACUUGGCCGCGCAUUACAGUGCAUUUGUCAUUGACGGACUUCUUGCAUCACACGUUUCCAGACCCAGACAUUUUUGCAGUGCAUAUUCCGUUCUCCUGGGCAAAUCCUCCCGCGCGUCCAGCACGUGAAAAAUCCGCUCAAGUGCCCUUGCUGCAGGGCUAUCGCGAGCAAAAAUCCCCCCUCCCCAUAUCGAAACGGAAAUUUGUAAUGCUGAUUUGUGGCCACAAAUCGCCUUUGUCUUGCAGUGGAGGAUUGCAUGGCCAUAUCAUGCCAGGGUACAGAGGUUUUGGCCUAGGCACUGUAGCAUGAGGAGCGUCUAUGCUGUAGGCCCACCAGCAUUACUACAAACUGCCUGCAUAAUGGGGCGGUUGUCUGUGGCGUUGCUUUCUUACAAGACAGGCGCGAUUUGUGGUCACAAAUCAGCAUUACAAAUUUUCUGAGGCGUGCCGUUUCGACCUGGGGAAGGGGGAUUUUUCAUUUUGAUAAGGGCUGUCAGUACACACAUGGUGGUGCCACAACUGGUCGACGUCCCCGUGCUCCCUCUGUGUGGAACUACAGGCAGCGGCCCAACCACCACGCAUAACGAGAAUCCUCCCGCCACCACCGACCCUACCACGACAAAAGGCGGUGGUCCGACUGGAGACGACUAUCAAAUGCAAAAAUGUCUGGGUCUGGAAGGUUGUGCGCCUUGUCAUGCAGAUUUUCCAUGAACUAUAGCGUCUGGAAUGCAGGACCUAGCAUGACAGAUCAUUCUGUGAGAUCCGUAUCAUUCCUAUCCUGCAUGAGAAACUUCCUCUCAACUUGGUCAAAAGUGGACAACUUUUGGCAUUCAUGCAACACAGAUUUUUGCACGAUCCAGAAUUAGCAUUACAAGUUCCAUCCUGCUUCCAGACCCAGACAUUUUUGCAGUGCAUAACGACACCUCCGACCCAACGGCGCAAGUCGUGUGCGCGGAAAUAAAUACCAGCGGCCGGAGCAGCGCGUCCUCGGGAAAGCAGGAAGCAGACCCGCACACCGUCGCUGAGGAACCCGCUGGCCCAAGUGUUGAGCCGGCCGCGAGCGUGCCGGCAAAAAGUGCGGCACCAGCAGAGCAACCGUCACUGCAGCAGGCGGCCACGAGGAAAACCUGGGACAUCCGGUAUCCGCAACUGCAGUACGAAGUGAAAAACUCGUCGGAAUUCGCGAGGAGAGUCCGUUCUCACCGUCGGUUCCCAACACAAUAGUACAGGCGUCGCCAAGCUUUCUUUUUCUGUAUGUUGACACCAGCUAGCUCAGCCCUGAUUGUGAUGCUUCUGCCCAUCAAUUAGAGAGCAACGUUUCUGCAUGAUAUCAAGACUCAGCAACCUCUCCUCCUGGUCCUAUUCUCGUUUUUCCUUUCCAUACCAAGCCGAACACGGUCUGCACAGUGCACGGGCUUAUCGCGAGGAAAACUCCUACAGCCUCCCAAUAAGAGUACUCAAAGCGGGGAUUUGUCAUGAUGGAUGCUGCUUUGUAACCACAAAUCAGAUUUGUCUUGCGAGAAGAGGAACCAGGACCAGCUGCAAGGAGCACUGUGCACGCAGUCUGUCAUGCGUUUCGGUACUCAACUCAGCAUCAGCAAGUUUCUCACUUCGGUGUAGGAAGGUGGGGUUUUUUCCAGCUCGAUCGGGGUCUCCGAUUAUGCAGAUGAAAAUCCUUGGUACCACAGCUACAAUUGUCGUGCGCCUCGAGCAUCACUACGGAAUUAAUUUCUGUAUUGUCAUGGCAAGGAUGUGGCAGCGAAAGGGACUGAUGAAAGCAACAUAUUUUGCACUAUACAAGGAUUGUUUUGCGCUGCAGAAAUAAUAAACUCCGACUUUUUGCAUACAUAUACACCCCCGGGCUCGAAAGGUUCUGCUUUUAGGUAAACUUCGCCCGAAAAGCACGGCAAUAGUAGCUUAGGCGCGCGCUUCGAAGGGAUACUGAAGACACGAAAUUCAAUGGUCGAGAGGUACCCUUUUACUUAGAUUCGGUAAGAGCUUUGUGCAAUAGCGGAGAGCGGUACUCUUGGCCAAAUGGCUCUUAAAGACCAAAAAGCGCUAAAGCGUAGACUGCAGGAACCCAAAGAACCAGGUGCGAAACGCGCGCACUUUUUGGGAGAGAAAGGUGGCCACGUUUUGAAAGGCAAAAGUGGCAACUUUUGUUCUGGCCGGGCUUCAGGAAUCAGGUGCGAAACCACGCGCACUUUUUGGGAGAGAAAGGUGGCCACUUUUUGAAAGGCAAAAGUGGCAACUUUUGUUCUGGCCGGGCUCAAAGAAUCAGGUGCGAAACCGCGCGCACUUGAAACAAGCACUGUAGAAUUUUCCCGCUUGAGGGAAGCAUUGUUGCAAGCCUUCCCCCGCUUGAAAAUUGGCUUGCAGCCGGUGCGGCGCCCUUGAGGGAAGCAUUGCUGCAAGCCUUCUCCCGCUUGGAAAUUGGCCUGCAGCAGUGCUUCUUCAUUAGCGCCGCACCGGUCCGGUGCGGCGCCCUUGAGGAAAGCAUUGCUGCAAGCCUUCUCCCGAUUGGAAAUCGGCCUGCAGCAGUGCUUCUUCAUUAGCGCCGCACCGGUCCGGUGCGGCGCCCUUGAGGGAAGCAUUGCUGCAAGCCUUCUCCCGAUUGGAAAUUGGCCUGCAGCAGUGCUUCUUCAUUAGCGCCGCACCGGUCCGGUGCGGCGCCCUUGAGGGAAGCAUUGCUGCAAGCCUUCUCCCGAUUGGAAAUUGGCCUGCAGCAGUGCCUCUUCAUUAGCGCCGCACCGGUCCGGUGCGGCGCCCUUGAGGGAAGCAUUGCUGCAAGCCUUCUCCCGAUUGGAAAUUGGCUUGCAGCAGUGCUUCUUCAUUAGCGCCGCACCGGUCCGGUGCGGCGCCCUUGAGGGAAGCAUUGCUGCAAGCCUUCUCCCGGUUGAAAAUUGGCCUGCAGCAGUGCUUCUUCAUUAGCGCCGCACCGGUCCGGUGCGGCGCCCUUGAGGGAAGCAUUGCUGCCUUCUCCCGAUUGAAAAUUGGCCUGCAGCAGUGCUUCUUCAUUAGCGCCGCACCGGUCCGGUGCGGCGCCCUUGAGGGAAGCAUUGCUGCAAGCCUUCUCCCGGUUGAAAAUUGGCCUGCAGCAGUGCUUCUUCAUUAGCGCCGCACCGGUCCGGUGCGGCGCCCUUGAGGGAAGCAUUGCUGCCUUCUCCCGAUUGAAAAUUGGCCUGCAGCAGUGCUUCUUCAUUAGCGCCGCACCGGUCCGGUGCGGCGCCCCCCCGUCUCCGCACGUUUCCGCACCCUGGCGUGGUCGGCUGCUUGGUCGGUUUUGGGAUCCUUCAAGGGAAACGGCGCGGUCCGCGCCGUUUCCCUUAAAAGGGUCCGGCCAACGCCCGUUUCCGCACCCUGGCGCGGCCGAGAAAUCCCCUGGCGUGGGAGUACCACGCAAUACCCCGGCGCGGGGGAUGGGGGGGGCGGUUUCGGAGCUCUCCCACGUGAAUCUCUUUACGCAAUCCGAUGUAGUUUGCCAUGAGAUGAGAUAGAUACAUGACACACAUUGCAGGUUGUGAUCCGAUUAUCCAAGAGAAAAAUGUUUUGGUGUGACACUUUUGGGAAAACAGCAGCACAAAUGCGUGGGGCAUGGCAGCAAAACCUUGUCAUGCGCCGAUGAUAUAUGAAACUGCGCUAUGACUGCCAAGUUGAGCAUGACAAAUGUAAGAACUGUAUUGCAGUGUCUGCGCAACAAAGUAGUACACUUUGACAUCCUUUUUCUUGCAUGCCGACAGUUUGACUUCGAGCGGCAACGGUACAUCUGCGAACAACGAAUCAUACCACGGAUGGAGGUGUUUAUGUUAUCCAGUGCAAGUCUGUCUGGGUCUGCAAGAAUGGAACUUAUAAUGCAAUUUCAGGAUCACAUAAAACUUUGUUUUCCAAAAGCGCCAACGUAGCUCCAUUUCGUGCUACACAAGCAGCGGACUAUCCCAUGCGAGACAAGCAUGAUCAAGAGGUCUCAGUAAAACUUGUAAUGUUUCUGCGUGCGUUCCAGCACAGCUGCAUCAUCCAAAAGAGGCAUAAAAAACAGCCGCAAUCUUCCAGACCCAGUCGUUGACAUAUUUUCACUGGAUACAUAAUGGAAAAAAUAUUAAGCGACUCAACAGUCAAUAUUAGAGGGCUCUUUCGGACAUGCAAAGGAAACAAGACUCGUCCUCAUCAAGACCGCGUGUUCAAAUGCAUUACCGUUGUCUUGCUAGAGAACCUUCUCGAACCCGCGCGGCCGAAAGAAAAAGUAGAACGGCCCAGCAGUACUGCUAUUCAGUUCUGAAACAGCACGGGCAAACGCAUGAAAAAGCAAGACCUAUCGUCCAGACUGAUGAACGAAAAGUUUCCCCAACAGAACCCUCGCCCCGGACAAACUGGCCGACCAUUGCUCCUGCGACCGGAAAAACGUUGCCAGUGCUGGUGGUGGCACAACAGCGCGUUUUAUGAAACAGAGGAAAAUAAAGAGGAACUACUACGCUCCAUUUACAUCAUCUCCAGUAGACCGAAUUGCUUUAUCGCUACGCCCUACCAACUACAGCUUAGUAUGUUCUUGCUUGUAGAAUGACUCGCUACGGUGCGACAUUUCUUCUUCUGCACAACUACCAUAACAAGAACUCAGCAGCAUUCAGUCGAAAAGGAAAAUUAUAGCGGUACCAAAAAUAUUCCACAUUUUCUUAAAGUUCCAUCACGCCCUCCCGAGCAGACAAGCAGCGGAUGCACCACAUGCAGCAGUGCGUGCUACGGAAGCAGGAAAACUGCAACCCGCUGCUAAAAGUCCGCGAACAGAAUCUGAAAUACGUCCGUCCUCUGCGCUACACGCUCGAGGAAAUCCAGACCCUGCUGGACCGCGCCGCACCCGGCGACCGCGUUUCCAUUCUAUCCCACGAAGAAAGUGUUACAGUUGCAGCACAUUUGCUGUCAAAAAAGCAACACAAAUUUUCUCCGCAUGAUGAAAGAGAAAACUUACAAUGCAAAGAUUACAAAGGGAAAACUUGAUGAAACGAGGCUCAAAAGCAUUUCUGGCAUGACAACGGUUGUCUGUCAUACUGGGCCUGCAUAGACGAUGUGGGAAACUGUAAUACUUUAUAAUUUUUCUCGUGAUACAUUCCGCGCGGCGACUACUACGUGCAAACCGGUGGCGUAGCUCCAGCUGAACAUGACGUGCAAACGGCCAUCGCGGCGUCCUCGGCAGGCCUGGAAGAACAUGCGCAAGAACACUCCGGCCCGGGCGUCGGACUCGCGUCAGGUGGCCGCGAACGUAACGGCAACAGCAACAAUUCCGAAGCUGACGGACUGUCUACGGGAAGUCGGGGAGCACAGCUAGACGGGAAUAUUUCUCUCCUUGGCCAACCGGUGGUUCUUCUAGCAGGAGAUAACAGCGAGGAACGAGAUGCGGCAGCUACCUCGAAGGCCUACGACCAAACUGCAAGUGAUGAAACUGACUCGGAGUCGGAUCAGCCGUCCGAGGAUGAACAAGACACCUGGUCGGAUCAGGAUUCUUCGUUCCUAUUGACCGCGAGUACGACGACUACAGAGCCAAGGGGAGAAAAAGCGACGCGAUACCAAAAAAUGACCCAGCAGCCGGCUACUACAUCUAUCCUGACUAAAAACGUCCCCCCCCCGAGAGUCAAGGGGGAUUUCGCAACACAACGCAAGAAGUUUUGGGCGUCCCGCAUGACAAGCUGCAGCCCGUAGUGUAGUGCAGGUUGGCGAGGAUAGCCGCAUUAAAAAUUUAUUUGCUUGUCCUGUUUACCGCAUUACAAAUUCCAAAACACAAUCAGAAAUGCCUAUCAUGGGCAUACGCAUCACAAAUCUUCCUACCAUUGCAAAUCUGCAUGACAACUCUGGGGUGGGAACGCUUUUACUCAGGAUAACUACAUCCACAUUAAUUUUAUCCUCCUCCCCGUUCAGCACGCAAGCGCCGAAUUUAUCAAAUGCAAAAAUGUCUGGGUCUGGAAGAGCCAAACUUGUGAUGCUGCAUGUGGCUGCUAAAAAAAUCUGUAUUUCAUGAGCAGCAAGAGAAGUCAAAUUUGGCUACGCGGGGAGGGCAUUUGUCAUGCAGGAUGCGCAUCGAUAAGCGCUCACAAAAUCUGUGAUGCUAUGGCAUACAUCACAGACAUCAUGGAUCGUAGAAAAUGUGCAUGACAAACUUGUCCUCUUCCAGACCCAGACAUUUUUGCAAUCUAUAGAAUUCGUCGAGCAGCGAUGUCAGUUCCUCCGACCUCUGCGCCACCGCGAACUAUCAAAAUGAAAAAUCCCCCUUCCCCAUAUCAAAAUAGAAGUCUGUCAUGCGGUAUUUGUGUACACAAAUCAUCUUGUCAUGCUAGAAGAGAAAAGAUGCGGACUUUGGUGCUGGCUGGCGAGGGAAUGAAGCCUUGCAUCUUCAGCAUGACAGGAGGCAGCUGGAAGUGGCAAACAGCAUCAAAAAUUGCCUGCAAGCGAGGCCACAACUGAGGCCCUUGGCCUUCUAGCAAGACAAAUCGGUUUUUGUACUCGAAUACAGCAUCACAACUUUCGACGCUUUCGAUAUGUGGAGGAGGGGUUUUUCCUUUUGAUACGACCUCCCUGCUGUUUCUGGAACAAGAAUUUCGCGACCGGAAUGACGGGUGGUCCAAAUCGACGGAGGGGUCCGAUAUCCCAUGGAAAAACGUCCCCACCGCAGGGUUGUCAUGCAAACCUGCAUGCUCAAAAUGUUUCUCUUGCGAAGCCCCAUGAGAAGCAUUUUCUAUUCAGGUUUGGGAAUUUGUGAUGCUCGAAUCAGCAUGAUAGGCUAGAUCUGUGAUGCUGUUGGAUCUAGCUGAACAGGAUCGCACCACGAGGCCAAACUUGUCAUGCGCAGCAACCAAAGCUGGUUGAUUUGUCUAACAGAUUUUCCAUUUUGACUAUGGUGCGGGGACGUUUUUACAUAGGAUAUCCGACGCAUCCUCCAUCCCGGAGGAAGACCGAGAUCAGGACAAAGAUUUGCAGCAACCCCUGCUAGCCAAGAACGAGGAAGAUGUUGACCAGAGGAGAGGAAAACCAGGAGCUCCAACAGAAGCGACAAAUCGCCAGGAGUUUGUAUAUGGAACAACGGCAACUGUAACCGCCACAGCUAAGGCGAAAACGGCCAGUCGACAGAUGAAGAAUAGCAAUGGGAAAAAUUCCGCCUCCGAGAAGCCGGAGCAGCGGAGCAAUGAUGUCCUGUACGUUUCCAAGCCCGUCGUCCUGGUCGGGAGAUCGCCUAUGCCCGAGAGCGGGACAGUUUUGCACUUUCCUGUCUGUGUCAAGAUCAAACAGUCCACCGUCACCAGCGUCCCAGGGGUCGCCCGACUGCUGGAAAUCCGGAACCUGCGAGUGCAAGCGCCGGUGACCAUCCGCGGCACGCGGCUGCAAAAGUGCUACUUCAAGAACUUCUUCGUGACGCCCGACCAGGGAUUUGCACAAAACCCGCAAGUACUACAGGGAGAAACGCGAGCACCGGCGUCGCUGCAGCUGCUGAAUACCUGCUCGCAAUCAUAUGGAAAAGAAAAACAAUGCAAAUCGAUCCCUGCUACUACACAGCAAAAUAAACUUUAUUCGCACGUCUUAGUUCUACGUUGCAACGGCAAGCGAUUCAGCGCAUAAUUUUCUUGCUACGAAGGCAUCGCAUCGCGCAAAACUGUUCUGCUGCGAACAAGCAUCCUAUAGCGAUUUGUUAUGCUGUUGCGGUUUUUUGAAUCCGAUUCGCCAUCGGACGAAUGUCAUAUGCGUACUUCUAGGGAUGAUUACGCAGAGCUUUUUUCUCUUCCUGCACAGCCGGACCACGAGGAUUGCACCGUCCGGCAUGAUAGUAAAAGACCCCAGCAGCAUAUCCAAGAAAAAACCUGUGUUAGUGUAACUUUCUUUGGCUGACAGCAUCACAAAUUUGCUCUAGAUGACAGAGAAAACCUAUCAUGCGUGGCUUGUAAGGGAAAACACACACGAAUAGCGGACUUCAUGGUUGUCUGGCAUGACAGGUGUAACUCUGUGGCAUGUUCUGCAUGACAGACUUACACUUACACAGUUUUUUUCUUGCAUACACAACCGACAGAGAUCAACACGAUGUUGCCCAUGACGAUUUUUUCAGCGCAAACAGCACCCGUUCUUCUCUCGCAAGCACGACUAGGUUUGACGAUGACCACUGCGCGAGGACACCAACAUCCUCUGACCGCGACGAACAUACGACGACCAAUGGCACAACUCCCACUGAAAGAACUCCCAGCCCCGGAAUAAAUACUUUCUCGUCGUGCUGGAGGAGGUUGCCAUCGUCCGCGGCGUGCUCCCCCCUGAGAGCCCUCCUCCAGCGGCUGCUCCAAAUCCCACGACAGUGCUGCCCGAAGCGAGCCACGGAUGAAGUGGUGUUGCCCACAACUAGGUCGCAAACGACGCGGCUCCUGCCGGGGAACAACAGCGCGGCUGCAGCGGAUGACAAGAAGGAAGGUAUGGACGAUAUGGAGCUCGAACGGCAGUCCGAGAUUCUCUUCGAGGAUUGCUACGUGAAAGGCGGAACGGACGGCCUACUUCUCGCGUAUCCACUGCAAAUAUUUCAUGUGUUUGAGGCUGGAAUAUAAGUGCCACACGUUUGUCAUGCACAUUUUGCUUAUUACCAAUCAUGUUCUCGCAAAUGUAUACCUAGCAUCACAAAUUUUUAGACGGUUUCUUGAUGCCUAUAAUCUCCCGCAGGAGCAAUAUUCACCUCUUCGCGUACUGCGAAAAAUGGACUCGUGCCCUUGCUGGUCAUGCAAUGCAGUUUAGCAUCACCAGUUGCAAAUCUGUUCCCGGCGACAUCCAGGGAUAUUUGCAAUGCAUCUCGCGACCAGCAGCACAACCCUGUAUUGCGAGGAAAAAUCCCCCCUCCCCAUAUCAAAGCGACAUUUCUGAUGCUGGAUCUGCGUACACAAAUCAGCCUUGUCUUGCAGUAAAGGACUGCCGGCCCCUAGCAAGCCUGAGUGGAACGGUUUUGGCCUAGGCGCUCAGCAUGACAAAAGUCUAUGCUGUAGGCCAAACAGCAUCACAAACCGCCAGCAUAAUGCGGGAACUCUUCUGGGUUUGCCUUCUUGCAAGACAGACACGAUUUGUGACCACAAAUAAGCAUCACAAUAAAUUUCAAAAAAUAUACCUUUUCAGUAUGAGGAGAGGGGAUUUUCUCUUCCGAUACCCUGCUCCGGCGCGUGACGAUCGAGGAAACUAGCGGGCGCGGCAUCGUCAUAUCAACUGCAAAAAUCUCUGGGUCUGGAAAGUUGGAGCUUGUGAUGCUAACUUUGGAUUUUGAAAAAUUCUGCAUUGCAUGGCGACAAAGAGGAGGCCAGUUUGUGCUACGCGGGGGGGGAAAUUUGUCAUUCCGAACGGGCAUCAAGAAGCACUCAGAAAACCUGUGAUGCUAGAAAAGACAUCACAGACGUCACGUGUCUUGUAAAAUCUGCAUGGCAGGUUGCAACCUUCCAGACCCAGAGAUAUUUGCAGUUGAUACGUCAUUUGCGGCGGCAAAAGGAACUGCAGCGGCGGCGCGAAGAACCGUCUCGUCGUGCAACAAGAAGCAGAUGAACUACCAGUAAGUAAACGCUUUGGAAUCUCCUCCACGAAGGUUUUUCUCGAGGACAGCGCGGUGCUCGACUGUGGGACCGGCGGGGUGGGUAUCCCACAAAAAAGUACACUGCUCAGACCAGGAAAUAAAAGGUUGCCAUGCUGUUUUUUGUUUCCCAGAAAUGCUCCGCAUGAUAAAGACUUUCUCUCAGCUAAUACGUCUCUAACCGCUAAACCGCAUGACAGAUUACAUUGCGCCUGACAGAUGACGAUGAUGAUGUUCCACUCGAGUAAAGGCUCUAAAUUGCCUUUCUUGUGGUCUCCGCAUUGCAGAUUUUUAUAGUGAUGCCAUCUCAGCAAAACAAAUUUUGUAUUCUCUGCGGCGUGUACUUUUCUGAUGGAUACCGAUGUUGGACAAACAAGAACAUCAUCGUCCGUGGUAUGCAAUGCGAAUGCGUCUGGACGGUCAGGCUUUGUGAUGCAAAAUGCGAAAAAAAGCGAGAUCUGUAAUGCAUGAAUACAAGCAAGCACUUAUUUUGUUGUUCAGCUGAAGGCUAGUUUGUCAUGCGAAAUCCGCUAGAAGUCGCAAUAGUAGGAAUCGAAAAACCUGUGAUGCUUUCAUAACGUGCAAAGCAUCACUCUGUCAUGUAGGAAUCAGCAGUGAAAAUUUUUUAUAUCUUUCCAGACCCAGACGCAUUUGCCUUUGAUACGUGGUCAAAAAGUACAAGCACCCGACGGCACAUGGUUAUCCCGUGGAAAAAGGUCCCCACAGAAGUUGCGGGAGUCACGCAUGACCAGUGUCUUUGAAGUACAGGUUAGAAAGGACAGACGCACCACAAAGCCAUUUGAUUAUCUUGUUAUACAGCACUACCAGUUUCAAAUCCGACACAAAUGCCGCUCAUGGGGAUACGCAUGACAAAUAAUGUUUUUCUAGAUGCAAGCUCUCGAUGAGAAAGUCUGGGGUGGGGACGUGCUGACACAGGAUACUGUUCCAAUCGGACGACCCGAAAGUCAUUAAACUCGGCACGAAUUAUUUGCAGAAGGGACCCGCUAUGCGUUUUGCAAAUAUGUUUGGCUCUGGCAGAGUGCACAGUUUGUCAUGCAAGCUUCGCAUGGCCCAGAAGGUUUGAAAUGCAGAGCUUAGCUUCACAGGUUCGACGAGGGCUAUGUUGCCAUGUGGCCAAUAUAAACGGAGGCUUUUGCUGCUCAUGCCAUGACGGAUUCUUGCGUGACUCCUGAAAAGGACCAUCACAUACGUUAUGCACCUUUCCAGACCCAGACAUAUUUGCAUUUGGUACCCGCCUCGGCGCAGCAGUGGGAAGCCGCGUCGGCGACGACGGACAAUAAGAGCGCCGUGGUCGCUAUCAAAUGGAAAAAUGUCUGGGUCUGCAAACUUUUUAAUGCUCGGUUGGGAAAAGUGAAUGCUCUGUAAUGCACAACCAAGCAUGAGAAAUUAUCUCUGCGCUGCUUAGUAUUGCGCUCUCCACAUGACAAACUGCGUUUUUGCAUGACAGGCAAAAGGCUCUCUUCUUGGAGACACAUCACAAACUCUUCAAUCAUGCCAGACAAGCGUGACAAACCCCGCAUCCUUCCAGACCCAGACAUAUUUGCAUCUGAUAGUCGCGUGCGUCUCCGGCUGUAUCGAAACCUGCUGUCCCUGCUGCUUCCCGGGGGACCAGAGCGUCACGUGAAUACGUAGGCUCAGCACGACGACGACGCUACCGCUCCGCAAUAGAACAGGACGAACAAUUUUGCAGAAUGCAAAAAACGAGAUUGACAAAACGACGAGAAACACGGUCGUACUGACAAAAAAAAGCUCUUGCACGUCUCUGCGUCUCACAUGAAAUUUUGAAGCCGAAAAGCAGUUCACCCUAUGAAUUUUUUUGUCUUGUAUAUCGUACGAACACGCAUGCUUUCCUUUCGAUCCGGGACACUAAUAGCCAUUUGCCACGCUGCGCGGAAGUGAAACUGGAAGUGCUGGUAUGAGAUUGAAAUUUUUGAAAAACUGGCGCAGCAGGCUGCGCCGCUGGAUGCAAGGACAAGAAUUACCAGGAAAGCGUAGUAGUAAACAGGCCCCAG